AGGUGCAGCAACUGCACCUAGGUUGUCUCCCUCCCCCUCUCCUCCUUUCCAGACCUAGACUAGCAAGUUCACUGACUUUUGGGAUCCUCAGCUACUCCCUUGCCUCGGCUGGACUUUGCCAACAGAUGGAGACACUCUCCCCUACCGGUCUUUAGGGUGGCUGAGAGGCAGGAUUCUCUGCCAGGAAGCGCCAGGCCACUCCUGCCCAGAUCCCCGCCCACUGCCACUUGUCUGCUGGCCUGGCACCUGGGUCUGGCUGACCUCUCUGUAUCUCACAGGAGGAACCACACAAGCUAGCAGCCCCUGAGAGCACCUAGACCGUAAGGUAAGGCCCUUGGCUUUGGCUGGCACAGAGGUGCAGGAGGGCCAGCAGCACCGAGUGACCAGGCAGAUGUGCCCCCAGGAGAGUUCCUUCCAACCUUCUCAGUUCCUACUGCUGGUGGGGGUCCCAGUGGCAAGUGUCCUCCUUCUGGCCCAGUGCCUUCGAUGGCACUGUCCUAGAUGGCGGCUGGGGAUCAGCAGGACGCCAGAUGGCCAACAGGAGCCAGAGUCCCAACCUGUUCCCCUGCCAGAAAAUGAGGCCCCAAGGCAGGGCCUGCCAGCCACGCUGCCAGAGAUAGUUGCCUUCUACCAGGAACUGCACACACCCACUCAAGGCCAGACUGUCAUCCGUCAGCUGAUGCACAAACUAUUGGUGUUUUCUGCUCGAGAGGUGGAUCACCGGGGUGGCUGCCUGAUGCUGCAGGAUACGGGCAUCUCCCUGCUCAUCCCACCAGGUGCGGUGGCUGUGGGCCGGCAGGAGCGCGUGUCUUUGAUCCUGGUGUGGGACCUAUCAGAUGGCCCGUCGCUAACCCGAGCCCAGGGGCUGGUAAGCCCUGUGGUGGCAUGUGGCCCCCAUGGGGCCUCCUUCCUGAAGCCUUGCACCCUCACAUUCAAACACUGUGCCCAGCAGCCCAGCCACGCCCGUGCCUACAGCAGCAAUACCAACCUGCUCGACGCCAAGGCCUGGAAGCCCCUGGGGCGGUCAGGGGCCCAUGCCUCUCGGGAUGAGUGUCACAUCCACCUCUCCCACUUCAGCCUCUACACCUGUGUGCUGGAGGCACCUUUGGGGCGGGAAGCCCGCAAAUGGCUGCAGCUGGCCGUGUUCUGCUCCCCGCUGGUGCCAGGGCAGUCCCACCUGCAGCUGCGUGUCUACUUCCUCAACAACACGCCCUGCGCCCUGCAGUGGGCCCUGACCAACGAGCAGCCCCACGGAGGCCGCCUGCGCGGGCCCUGCCAGCUCUUCGACUUCACCGGGGCCAGAGGCGACCAGUGCCUGAAACUCCAGUACAUCUCAGAGGGUUGGGAGAACGUGGAUGACAGCAGUUGCCAGCUGGUCCCCCAUCUCCACAUCUGGCAUGGAAAGUGCCCCUUCCGUUCCUUCUGCUUCCGGAGAAAAGCAGCCAAUGAGAACGAGGACUGCUCGGCACUAACCAAUGAGAUCAUUGUCACCAUGCACACCUUCCAGGACGGCUUGGAGACCAAGUACAUGGAAAUCCUCAGAUUCCAGGCAUCAGAGGAGGAACCUUGGGCAGCGCCACCCCCUGUCUCCCAGCCACCCCCGUGCAAUAGGCUGCCCCCAGAGCUCUUUGAGCAGCUGCAGAUGUUGUUGGAGCCAAACAGCAUCACAGGCAAUGACUGGCGCAGACUUGCCUCCCACCUGGGGCUGUGCGGCAUGAAAAUCCGGUUCCUGUCCUGCCAGCGCAGCCCUGCCGCGGCCAUCCUGGAGCUGUUUGAGGAGCAGAACGGCAGUCUGCAGGAGCUGCACUACCUCAUGACGGUCAUGGAGCGGCUGGACUGCGCCUCCGCCAUCCAGAACUACCUGAGCGGGACGCCGGCCGGCAGCCCAGCCCGCGGGCGCGCCCGGGAUAACCGGGGCCUGGAGCUGGACGAGAAGCUCUGAGCGCCCGCCCGGCCGCGGCACUCGGGGCAGAGGGAGCGCGGGGCUGUGCCUCAGCGCCUACGGACACAUCAGCGGAUCCUGGCUGAGCCUGCCGCCCUCCUCCGAGCCCUCGGACGCCGCCCGGGGCCACCCGUGAGGCCGCGGUGCCCUCGCCAGCCUCCUGGCGUCGGACCCCCCGGCCGCCGACGCGGGCCCGCCUGCAGGUCCCCUGCUGGCCGGCAGGGGGCGCGGGAGCCCAGGAGAUGGCCGCGCCGGGUCGGCCUCCUGGAAGCGGGCCCGGGACGGUCGGGCUGCCCCGCGGGCGCAGCGUAGGGACUGGGCUGGCGUCCCGGGGAAUACUGGAGCACGGGAGGGAGGGUCCGGAGCCCUGACAGGCACGGCCGUCCUGGGAGACAAGAUGCGCUCCCGCGAGCUGAGGCCGCACUCGGACCGCGCCCACGCCGCGGGCAGGGGGUGCGGGCGAGGCGUGACCUGCGUGUGGGCGGGAGCGGCGAGAAUGCUGCGUGGGCGAUGCUGGGGAGAGAGGACUGGACUUGCAGAGUGGAUCAGGGAUGUGGGGGUGGGGG
Lemur catta (Ring-tailed lemur) is the source of this 2508-nucleotide messenger RNA. It is a transcript of the gene UNC5CL, whose product is annotated as unc-5 family C-terminal like. Gene Ontology annotation, cellular component: membrane. The transcript is spliced from 9 exons. Bases 392 to 1942 code for a protein of 516 amino acids. The record is from RefSeq and is a predicted model, not a curated record. Gene Ontology annotation, molecular function: netrin receptor activity; protein binding. Lineage: Eukaryota; Metazoa; Chordata; Mammalia; Primates; Lemuridae. Gene Ontology annotation, biological process: positive regulation of canonical NF-kappaB signal transduction; positive regulation of JNK cascade; netrin-activated signaling pathway.